UUGUCCAAGAAAUUUCGUUUUGCAAAAUAUUAAUUAAAUUGUUAAAUAUUCUUCUUAAUGCUUGAAUAAUAAUUAAUGUGAUCACAAAAAUAAUGGCGCAUCUCCAAUAUAUGCCUGGCGAUCCGCGUUUGGUCGACCAACUUGUCUACGAACUAAAAUCCAAGGGUAUCUUUGAUCAGUUCCGGAAGGACUGCAUAUCGGACGUGGACACGAAGCCUGCAUACCAGAACCUGCGUCAGAGAGUGGAGAACUCAGUGUCCACGUUCCUCGCCCGUCAGUGCUGGCAACCGGACUUGAACAAGAACCAGCUGAGAGAGAAGCUGAGAAAACAUAUACUGGAUGGCAACUACUUGGAGCAGGGUGUAGAGAGGAUAGUGGACCAAGUAGUCAAUCCUAAAAUAGCAUCAGUAUUCAUACCACAAGUUGAAGAUUUGGUGUACAAUUAUCUGGGAAUAUCCAGGAAGAAAACACCCGAAACUUCAAACGGACUCAAGGUUGAGGAUCUCCUCCCUAAUGACUUAGAAGCUGUUAGUCCAGGCUCGGUCAACAAUGACGAUAAAGAGGAACCAAUGGAAGUUGACAAAGUGGAAGAAAGCAAUGAACAAAAUGAUGAAGAAAAACUUAAGGUUGAACCAAAGGAAGAGGUAGCAGAGAACGAUAAAGAGAAGAGUGAAGAUUCCCCAACCAGCGAAAUGACUGGGCAAGAUUCAAAUACAAUUGAUAAAGAAAAUAUUCCGUUUCCUCAGGAAAUUGUCGUCGAAAAUAUACCGCCGCCAGAGAACAGCCCGCCUAAAGUUGAAAUUGAAAAGAUAGAGCUACCAAAGGAAACAUCCGAGAAUAUUCCACUACCAGAUGAAAUGUCAGUUGACAUCCCACUGCCCGAUGAAAUCAAAGAAAAAGAAAAGGAGGAUUUCUUUAAACCCAUAAACACAGAUGAUGACGACUCGAGUUCGGAUUCAUCGCUACGUAGAAACAUGUCGCCUUUGACGCCAAUAAGAAAUUACAACAACGAAAAUUCUUAUGACGCCCAACAAGCGUUUGAAAACGAUUCUACGGACGUUAAAAACGAUGAUGAUGAUAAGAAAGAACCGAGUUCGUUUAGGUUUACGAUCGAAGCGAAAUUGUCUGAGAGCAGUGACGAAGCUGUCAAAGUAGAGAAAAAAGACACCGAAAAUCUUUCCUAUCAGUUCAGUAAUCAAGUCAACAUAAAUAAUUUUAAUACUCCACUUUAUGAUGACAGCUCUAAUAGCCACAUGCUGCAAAUUGAUUAUGAGAGUGACGCAAACAGCAAGGUAAAUGUGGAGGCUAAAACAGAACCCGAACUCAAUUCCGAAGAUUCUAAAAAAGAAAAGAAACCGGAGGAAAAGAAAAGUAGUCACAAAAGCUCCCAUCGCUCGCGUGAUUCUCAUAAACACUCCAGUAGCAGCAGAGACAAGAAAUCUGAGUCCAAGCAAUCCAGUUCUAGGGACAGUAGUCGUCACGACAAAUCGAAAUCAUCGAAGGAUGAUAAGUCUAAGUCGAGCGAAAAAGAUAGGUCCAAGGAGAAAGAUAGGAGCGACAAAAAAGAUAGUAAAGAUAGCAAAGAUUCUUCUAGACACAGAAGCUCUCACAAGUCGAGCCACAGAGAUUCAAAGUCACACAGGAGUAACUCCAGUCACAGGCAUUCCAGUAAACACGACGACAGAAAGUCCUCCAGUUCUUCUAGCCAACGAGACAAAGAUAAAUCAUCAGACAAGGAUAGAAACUCGAAAGAUAAAUCCAAAGAUUCCCGUUCGAGUUCACAUAGGUCUGAUAAAGAUAAAAAAUCGAGUAGCAGCAGUAAAAACAAAACUGAUGACAAAGACAAAGACAAGAAAAGUAAGAAAGAAACUGACGACCAUUACAGUUUGUCCGGCCGGGGGAAUCCAAAUAGAAGAUCCACAGACAGAGAUUCGAACGACGGGAGCACGUCCUCCAAAGGUUCAAACAAUCCCGCGAGUUCAAAAUCUUCGCAAACCAAAGCAGACAGUAAAAGAAGUUCCAAACUAGACACCACGUCUACGAGUGGCGAUUCUACGAGUCCCAGUGACAAAGAAAACAUUGCCUAUGAAAUUGGCACCCAAGCCAGAGAUUUACUCAAAUUUAGACCCAUCGUAAGGAUCGAUAAAAAUCUAGAAACGCCAGUGUCCUCACCUCCCCGCCUGCCUUUUGUCCCAGAAGUGAUUCUCAAAAAGCCAAAAAUCGCAGCAAAUUUCGAGGAAGCCAAAAAAAUAAUGAAAAUGAGGAGAUUUCUCGAAGAAGAGCAGAGAAGGAUGAAUCAGGAGGCAGCGCUGCUUUUGGAAUUCCAAGCUAAUGUGAGACCAAGCUUGAGCCAAGUUUAUUCGAGUGUUCCCGGCCCUGAACUAGAAUUUGCCUGCGUCAACAAUAUCGCCCGAAUGCAAGACAGUACUGAUAUACAAAAUGCAGUAGAAAAUGUUGAAAGUGAAAGCAUACAAAACGAAAAUAUACAAGAGAGUAUACCAAGUACAGAGUCUGGACAAGACAUUAAAGUUGAAGAAAAUACUAAUGAAGAGAAAAAUCUUAAAGAGGAGGAAAAAGUUGAAGCCGUUGUAGACAACAAAACUGCAAUUGAUGAAACGAAAGUUGAAACGACUAACGAUACUAAGAAAAUACACACGGAAUUCUUCGAAGUGACUAUUAUAACAGAAGAGGUGUCGGAGAAUGAGGAUAUACAAAAUAACGAAGAUAUAGAAGAACAUAAAAAUAAAGAUGCUAAACCGAAUGUAAAAUGUGACGUUAAAGCUAAAGAAGAAUUGAAAUACUUCGGUGAACAUGAAAAAUAUGACGCUGAGCUAGAGAGGGCGAAAUUUUGUGCAUUCUUCAAAAAUGUAGUACAAAAAGAAGCAAGCAAAAAAAUGUAUUUGAUAAACUGUGAUACAUAUUCAGAAAAUGUAUUCCGUGAGGCUUCUAAAGAUUUCGGAGAGUAUGAAAUAGUCAACUAUCACAGAAACGGACAUUUGAAACUUAAUAAACCCAAAACUAUUAAGAACUUAAAUACUGAAGUAACAUUACCUGUAGAGAACUUAGACGAAGGAAUGAAAUCGCCCUUAGACGUAUUCAGUCCUCAAAAAUCGGAAUGCUCGUUCGAACUAUCGAGUGAUUAUAACGAAAAGUUAGAAGAAAUGGUUAAUAAGACAUCUAGACAAGAAAUAAUGGAAAUUAUACUCGGUAGUACUACAGAUGUACCACAAAUUGAUUAUUGCACUGAAUCUAAUAUUGAAGUUAUGGAGGAGAGGAAGAGGAAGUGUGAUGAUUAUUCGAGUAUAAAUAAUAACAUGUGUGUGCUGAAAAUUAGGAAGUUGAGCACCGAACACAUAACAUCUACUACAAAAGAAUCACCGUCAGAGAGCUCGGUGUUAAACACGCGGUCCAAGUACCUCGGCCGCCCCGCCAGAGUCGGCCUGCCCAAACCUAGGCGAACCAAUAUACAAAACAGUCCAUCAAGUGACAAAUCAGUAGAGAACUACGAACAGAACACCCCGGUCAACGGAAAACUCAAGAGACAGAAGGUACAGCGAUAUGACACUUCAGAUCUCUACAAACCCAAACUGCACUACCUCAAGAGAAAUAAUAUAACAUAGACGUUA
Molecule: messenger RNA, 3626 nt
Organism: Aricia agestis (brown argus)
Lineage: Eukaryota; Metazoa; Arthropoda; Insecta; Lepidoptera; Lycaenidae
Product: biorientation of chromosomes in cell division protein 1-like 1
Exons: 5
Coding region: 93-3620 (1175 amino acids)
Source: RefSeq, a predicted model, not a curated record